UAGAAUGAGAAAUGCAGGAUAUUCAGGGCGAUACAGGAAGUCAUUCAAAGAUGGGCUUUUGGAGGAAAUGAUGCCUGAAUUUGUCUUAAAGGGAAAAAAAGGGGCCAAGUGAAGAGGGAAAGAGGGAGGAGAAGCAUUCCAGGCAGCAGCAGCAAGCACAGAGCACUCGAACAUUUCCAGUAAUUUCGUGUGACUGGAACUAGGCGGACAGAGGUGCCCUGGUGGGAGAAGAGGCCAGAGCAUCAAUAGCUUAUUAAGUGAUGCUACGAUUUUCCCUCCAGAAAGCAAUAGGCUGCCUUUAACAGAUUUUAGGUAGGGGAACAACGAUCAGCUCUUUCUUUAGAAAUAUCCCUCAGGUAGCACCAUAGAAGAUGGUUUGGAAUAGGGAGAAAAUGGAAUCAGGGAGGUGAAUUAUAAAAUUGUCGAAGAGACUGGAGCAGGCACGAGAAACAUUCAAGUGAAUGGGGCUGUGAAAACCUCUCCCAAGACCCACCCUAGCCAGAAAGACUGCGAUCACGUGCGUUUGCAGUGUCAACCUCCACCCGAAUUCCUACAGCACUUGUGAAACCUGCGGCCCAAAUUUUGGCAUUUAAUUAUCCCUCAUUUUAUUCCCUAAUUGUUUCCGGUACACGACUGUAGUCUCCCUAGUUAAAGCAGGGCUAUAAACUUUUAUGGCAUUGAAAUAGCUUGUAAAGUCGUCCGAGGCCCGAUAAGAACGCUCCUGGCUUCCCAGCCGCCGCCGGCCCAGACUCGGCCGCGCCGGGCGGUCCUGCCCGGUCUGCUGCUAGCAGCACGGCACCUGGAGGGCUGAUGGCGUCACUUCAUCCUCUGGCUGAUCAAACGGUCGCCCCCUCCCGAGACCCGGCAGGAAGCUCUCUCAAGAGCGGCUCGAGACGCCAACCGCGGCUGUAAGCCCCGCCGCGUCCACCAGAGGGCGCGUCACCCCGCCUUUCCUCCGUGAGGGACGACCUCACAGUCAAGACCGCGCAAACGAGUGCUGAGGUAUUUAGGCCCUCUGCGGUGGCCGUAGUCCCGCACAGUAAACAGGAAGUAGGCUUCUUUAUUUGGGCCUCCGCAUUCGGGUGAAGAAGACCGGGGAUUCCGUGGCGUGGGCUUUCAGGGAGUCCGGAUUCGAUCUCCCUUUUUGUGACUUCCUCGCCUUCCCUGCUCCGGUCGAGGUAUUUGGUCCCGCGCCAGCUCCCGCCUCUUGCACAGAAGCGUCCCCGGAACCAUGGCCGAGUACUCGUAUGUGAAGUCCACCAAGCUCGUGCUCAAGGGAACCAAGGCUAAGAGCAAGAAGAAAAAGAACAAAGAGAAGAGAAAAAGAGAAGAUGAUGAAGAAACUGAACUUGAUAUUGUUGGAAUCUGGUGGACAGUAACAAACUUUGGUGAAAUUUCAGGAACCAUAGCAAUUGAAAUGGAUAAAGGAACUUACAUACAUGCACUUGACAAUGGACUUUUUACACUGGGAGCUCCACAUAAAGAAGUUGAUGAGGGCCCUAGUCCUCCAGAGCAAUUUACAGCUGUCAAAUUGUCUGAUUCCAGAAUUGCCCUGAAAUCUGGCUAUGGAAAAUACCUUGGUAUAAAUUCAGAUGGACUUGUUGUUGGGCGUUCAGAUGCAAUUGGACCAAGAGAACAAUGGGAACCAGUCUUUCAAGAUGGGAAAAUGGCUUUAUUGGCCUCAAAUAGCUGCUUUAUUAGAUGCAAUGAAGCCGGUGAUAUAGAAGCAAAAAGUAAAACAGCAGGAGAAGAAGAAAUGAUAAAGAUUAGAUCCUGUGCUGAAAGAGAAACUAAGAAAAAAGAUGAUAUUCCAGAAGAAGACAAAGGAAAUGUUAAACAGUGUGAAAUCAAUUAUGUAAAGAAAUUUCAGAGCUUCCAAGACCACAAACUUAAAAUAAGUAAAGAAGACAGUAAAAUUCUUAAAAAGGCCCGGAAAGAUGGAUUUCUGCACGAAACGCUCCUGGACAGGAGAGCCAAAUUGAAAGCUGAUAGAUACUGCAAAUGACCAGGCCUUCUGUUUCUGUCUUCCUCUUGUUUUUUUCUGAAUAAAAUAAUCAGUGGCAGUGUUUUUCCAGA
Molecule: messenger RNA, 2076 nt
Organism: Equus quagga
Lineage: Eukaryota; Metazoa; Chordata; Mammalia; Perissodactyla; Equidae
Gene: FRG1
Product: FSHD region gene 1
Exons: 9
Coding region: 1232-2005 (257 amino acids)
Cellular component (GO): nucleolus; striated muscle dense body; catalytic step 2 spliceosome
Molecular function (GO): actin filament binding
Source: RefSeq, a predicted model, not a curated record